CUCAUAAAUCGAACAGUAAGAGAAGUGGAAAAGAUAAUAUUAUUAACUAAAAUUCUCUGUGAGCUUCACGGGAAAAAAAGGAAAAGAAAAUAAAAGAGGAUAGAGAUAGAUAUUGUACAUAGCUGAUAAAGAAAAAAGAGAGAGUGUGGAAGCUCGGUUCGUGUAUAUUUCUCGGGGAUUGAGAUGUCAGGUGGGUGUAGCAUAGUCUGGUUCAGGAGAGAUCUGAGGAUAGAAGAUAACCCAGCACUCGCAGCUGGCGUAAGAGCUGGUGCUGUUGUUGCAGUGUUUAUAUGGGCACCUGAAGAGGAAGGCCAUUAUUAUCCUGGUAGGGUCUCAAGGUGGUGGCUGAAGCAGAGUUUGGCUCAUCUGGAUUCGUCUUUGAGGAGCCUUGGGACUCCUCUUGUCACCAAGAGAUCAACUGAUAGUGUUUCUACUCUUCUUGAGGUUGUUAAAUCUACUGGUGCUACCCAUAUCUUCUUCAACCACUUGUAUGACCCCUUGUCACUGGUUAGGGAUCACCGGGCAAAGGAGAUUUUGACUGCUCAAGGAAUAGCCGUAAGAUCCUUCAAUGCAGAUUUGCUUUAUGAACCGUGGGACGUUAAUGAUGCCCAAGGACGCCCUUUCACCACCUUUGCUGCCUUCUGGGAAACAUGCCUUAGCAUGCCUUAUGAUCCAGAGGCUCCUCUUCUCCCACCAAAGAGGAUUAUUUCAGGUGAUAUAUCGAGAUGCCCUUCAGAUUUGUUGAUAUUUGAAGAUGAAUCUGAAAAGGGAAGCAAUGCACUGCUUGCUCGAGCGUGGUCACCUGGGUGGAGUAAUGCUGAUAAGGCUUUGACUACAUUCAUCAAUGGACCAUUAAUUGAGUACUCCAAGAAUCGUAGGAAGGCUGACAGUGCUACAACAUCUUUUCUUUCUCCCCAUUUGCAUUUUGGGGAGGUUAGUGUCAGAAAAGUCUUUCACCUUGUCCGUAUUAAGCAGGUUCUUUGGGCAAAUGAAGGGAACAAGGCAGGCGAAGAGAGUGUAAACUUGUUUCUUAAGUCAAUUGGUCUGAGAGAAUAUUCAAGAUACAUGAGUUUUAACCAUCCUUACAGUCAUGAACGUCCACUUCUUGGGCACCUUAAAUUUUUUCCUUGGGUAGUGGAUGAAGGUUAUUUUAAGGCUUGGAGACAAGGUAGAACUGGUUAUCCAUUAGUUGAUGCUGGAAUGAGAGAGUUGUGGGCUACUGGUUGGCUGCAUGAUCGAAUCCGAGUAGUAGUUUCUAGUUUCUUUGUGAAAGUUCUGCAGCUUCCAUGGAGAUGGGGAAUGAAGUAUUUCUGGGAUACUCUUUUGGAUGCUGAUUUAGAAAGUGAUGCUCUUGGUUGGCAGUACAUUUCCGGUACUCUCCCUGAUGGCCGUGCCUUUGAUCGCAUUGACAAUCCGCAGUUUGAGGGUUACAAAUUUGAUCCGCAUGGAGAAUAUGUAAGACGGUGGCUUCCAGAACUUGCCAGGCUACCAACUGAAUGGAUACAUCAUCCAUGGAAUGCACCUGAAUCCUUACUCCAAGCUGCCGGAAUUGAGCUUGGAUCAAAUUAUCCUCUCCCAAUUGUAGGGAUAGAUGCAGCUAAAGUCAGGUUGCAAGAAGCGCUUUCAGAAAUGUGGCAGCAAGAAGCAGCUUUCAGAGCUGCCAUUGAGAAUGGGACUGAGGAAGGGCUUGGAGAUUCAUCUGAAUCAGCCCCGUUUGCUUUCCCUCAAGACAUGCAAAUGGAAGAAACUCAUGAGCUUGUAAGAAAUAACCUUCCUACUACGAUUCGGCGUUAUGAGGAUCAGAUGGUUCCAAGCAUUACUUCUUUGCUAAGAGUUGAAGACCAAGAAACUUCUUCAGAUAUUCAAAAUGUUGCAGAAGACAGCAGAGGAGUGGUGCCAAGAAAUGUAAAUGUCAAUCAAGAACAAAGUAGAUACGCUUUAAAUCAGGGGGCUGCACAAACUAUUCAUGGUAACAAUAAUUUGCCGCAUUUUAGUGUUGUCAGUGAUCCGGGAAAUGUGGAAGAUUCAACAGCAGAAUCUUCUAGUAGUAGUAGAGGUAUAGUUCCAGUCUGGUCCCCUCCAACCGCUAGUUACUCAGAUCAAUUUGCUGGAGAUGAAAAUGGAAUUGGAACAAGUUCUUAUUUGCAGAGGCAUCCACAAUCUCACCAGAUAAUGAAUUGGAGGCGGCUCUCUCAGAAUGGGUGAAAAAGCAUAUGUUCAUGGCGAGACUUGGUGAUAGGAGGUGGAGAAAACAGUGAUGCUUAAUCCUGUGAAUCAGUGCAAAAGCUUGUGUAUCAUAGUCCAAAAAGAUUCAGGCAGUGCAUGAUCUGCUAUCCUUCUUCCUGAACUUGAUGUACAAUAAUACGUAGUUUCUGCUGUAUAGUAUUAAUUUAUAAGCGAGGGUGAGAGUGAUCAUAGGGAUUUCGUAGUUUCUGUAAUAAACCCAGGUUUGUGCUUUUCUAGUUAAUUGAUUAGGCAGAUGAUUUACUCUUUUUGAUGCUUGACUCUGAUUCCUUGUC
Messenger RNA from Manihot esculenta (cassava), 2519 nucleotides. Its product is annotated as cryptochrome-1. Bases 184 to 2205 code for a protein of 673 amino acids. Gene Ontology annotation, biological process: circadian regulation of gene expression; entrainment of circadian clock by photoperiod; blue light signaling pathway. Gene Ontology annotation, molecular function: FAD binding; blue light photoreceptor activity; DNA binding. Gene Ontology annotation, cellular component: cytoplasm; nucleus. The record is from RefSeq and is a predicted model, not a curated record. Lineage: Eukaryota; Viridiplantae; Streptophyta; Magnoliopsida; Malpighiales; Euphorbiaceae. The transcript has 5 exons.